UAUUGUUUUUGCCUACAGCUAGAAUUAACACACAAAAAAUAAAACUUUUGAACUGAAUGAUUUUUCAAAAAUGCAAUUUACAAUAUUUUGACAUUUAAACUGGCAAAUUUACAGAAGAGAUUUCGGAGAGCAAACACAAAAAACUGCACUCGAUUUUGCAGCACACGAAAUUCAGCUUUUCCCUGCCUUCGCAUGUGGUCAUGUGUAUAUAUUCUCCCUCAUUUUUAAUUUUUUUUUUUCUUCAAAGAUGAGGUCUUACUUAUUGUUAGGUGUAUGAAGACAGUUAUUAUUAUAGACAAAUUGAUAAUUAAAUAUUCCUAUUCUUGAAAUUAUUUUUGUAUUGUUACAAAAUGUGUCGCAAUGUUAAUACAGAAUUGGCCUUGUUCACUGAAAAGAUCUCUUUGCGGAUCUCUAAUUGGCGUAUUUCUUGCUUUUGGUUUUCACCACGGAAUUCUAGCAGACUUGGGAAUCAGUGACGAGAUUCUCAUUCAUUUCAGUUUUGCCGUAUUCGUCGUUCUAGGCGUUUCUUGUGCUUUCUCAGAAAGAGUGCAAUGCGUUGGACUGAUAUGCGCAGUUUUCUUCUGCUCCAGGAACGGUCGGAGAAAUAUGCAAGCCUUGCUUUUUACUCUACUUAUUACAGGUCCCGGGCACAAUAUCAUCUUCAACGCAAAAGAGGCUGUGCGGACCUUUGGCUGUGCCGUAGAGCUCGCGUUCAAUAUCAGCAGGGACUACACCUAUUUGACAGUGGAGCCCUUUACCAAGGCCAUACUGGAAAUUGACCACGACGAAAGCGCCGAAUCCAUUUACAGCGCGGUCGAAACCAUGCGAAAACAAAUUGUGCCCAUAAAUACAAUAGUUAAAUCGCAACCGCAAGUAGAAAAUCGUAGGCAGUUUAAUGAGGAAUUGGAGGAAAAACGCAAGGUGCGUCAUAAAUACAAAAUCAAAAGUUCUGACACUGACGCUGAGGCAAUGGAGAAACUAAUCAAGGAAACAGUGGAAAUAGGAUGUCUGAAUUCGAUAGAAAAAAGCAGACGCAACUGCAGGGAAAUUUACAACAAAACUUACAACGAGUGCAUGGGACGCGUUUCAGAGAUGGUGGCAUGGCUGAUAUGCCAGCCUCUUAAGGUCGACUACCUGUGCGAUCUAUCAGAAUUUUUGACCGGUAGAACACCUUGCGACGCCAGCGAUCAUCUCAGCCCAGGUUAUGGUGCAGCCUUCAACAUUCUGGACGCGUCAAAUCAUAGCAUUGAGUCCAUCCUGGGAGAGGCAAAGUUCAGGUACAAACUUCCCGACCCUGAUAUGCGGGAGCAAGUGCAAGAUAUGACUUCGUCGACCAAGACCAUCAUUGCGCGAGUCAGGGCUAAGGCUGAAGGAGCAGAGCUGCUGUUGGGCCUCAUGAACAAGGUGGUCGCCCUGAUGUUCCUGUCCACAAUCCUGAAGGCGGUCAAAUACCUGAACAACUACCUGCAGCGACCAGGCUACGACAAUAUUUUCAUAACCAAGAAGUUUGAAGCACUCAACGAGAAAAGGAAGAAUCAAGGAAGAAGGCCUGUGUUGCUGCCACUUCGCAAGAUGGAGAGGAAGAAUCUGGUGUUCAGGUCAAGCUGGCUGCCCAAUGGACCUGAAGCCACGCACUACUUUAAACCUUGCUUCCGUCUUCUGCUGCUUUGUUUCAUAGUCCUGGUUGUAUGGACCACAGAUUAUCUGUACUACAGAACACUGAUGGUAGUGGCAGACCACGGAAGAUUCAACGUGACUGUGUCAGGCAACCACACAGUGCACAUCAAAGUGGCUGGAACUGGCUUUGUCGCGCAGUUGGUGCGGUCCGUGACGGAGAAAUUCAAUAAUAACGCUUUAAUCAACGAAACGCUGAGUAACGAGCACUGCCUGCCACGGCCAGCAAAACUGAAGACCUACUAUAACGUGAAGAUUACAAUUUGUUUACUGAUGAUGGCUGGUUUGGUCGUGCUCGACCAUUUGACCGACCGAGCGAGAAAUUCAAUUAUUGCGUGGUACUAUCCAGAAAGGGAGGUUCAGCGGACAGUGUUCUUGUACAACAAAUUGUUGAAGAUCAGGAUGCAGUGGGUGGAAGUCGCGAAAAAGGCAGUGCGCGCCCAAAUGGGAGAGCUGACAGCUGAGAGGAAAAGGCUGAGAGAGAGGCCUACCAUUUUAAAAGCAGUAACAUCAAUCAGCGAAAGGUGGUGGAAACGAAAACGCUGCGUGCUUUGCAGCGUAAAAGAAGCAAGAGGCGAACGUUUCGUUUACUGCCAAAAUUGCCUGAUCAAAUUGUAUUUUUGCGUGGCGUGUUGGAGGGAUAUUGAUUGCAAAUGUUUGGUUUGUUCAAUAAAAACCGCUGUCUAA
Cloeon dipterum is the source of this 2361-nucleotide messenger RNA. Its product is annotated as E3 ubiquitin-protein ligase DCST1-like. Bases 361 to 2361 code for a protein of 666 amino acids. NCBI's taxonomy places the organism in Eukaryota, Metazoa, Arthropoda, Insecta, Ephemeroptera, Baetidae. Gene Ontology annotation, cellular component: membrane. The record is from RefSeq and is a predicted model, not a curated record. The transcript is spliced from 3 exons.